Molecule: messenger RNA, 1909 nt
Organism: Lytechinus variegatus (green sea urchin)
Lineage: Eukaryota; Metazoa; Echinodermata; Echinoidea; Temnopleuroida; Toxopneustidae
Product: nucleolar protein dao-5-like
Exons: 14
Coding region: 114-1655 (513 amino acids)
Molecular function (GO): protein binding
Source: RefSeq, a predicted model, not a curated record
CGCCUGCGCUCGUUUGUUUAUUUUUUGUGAUUGACUUGUCUUGGCCGAAAGAGAAGUCUGGGGAAUCCGCAUAGUGCAUUCGAAACCAAAUAUUUACUGUAAAAGAAACGAAAAUGGCAACUUUAACAGGCAGUGCAGCUCCUUGGACUUCAAUGCCCCUUCCUCAUGGAUGGGAAGCAAAAUAUGAACCAAAUAUUGGGAGAUAUUUCUACAUCAACCAUAUGACUAAGAAAACCCAGUGGGUUGACCCUCGGAAAGAGUAUUAUGAGGCACAACAGAGGAGUCCCGCCCAGCCUCGGGCUUAUAUUCCAAUGCAGCCCAUUGUCAAACCUAAAUGUAGAACAUGCAAGACCAAAGAGGUUGAUGUUGAGGGGAGUACUUGCAACGCUUGUAAAGUGACGGAACAGCAGAGGGAGAUCGCUCUCAUGAGAGCAAGAGAACAAAUGGAAGCGGAAAAAAAGCGUCAAGAGCAACAAGCUAAACUGGAGAAGGAGCGGGAGAGACGGCGGGUUCAGUCGGCUCAGCGCAGACAGGAAGCUAAACCGACCCCUCCAGUAGUCGAGACAACUUUCAAUGAACCUCCCAUUGACAAGGAAGCUGUCAAGCGGGAGAUGCGGCACAUGUUUGCUAACACCCAGGCCAAUGUAGUGGACAUGAUAUUAGAGACAUACGACUUCAACAAGGAUGAAGCCAAAACAGCCUUGGGCCUGAUGGGACAAAAAGUUGUCAACCAACCUGUGGCUAAGAAAGCUUCUCCAAGAUCUUCUCCCAAGAAAAGUGCUCCCAUGACAGCAAUGAAAAAACAAACUGUGAAGGCAAAUUUGAAGAAGAAAUUCCCUAAUGUGAGCGAGAUGAUGAUUGAAAUGGCCGUAGAUUCAACCAACUAUGACGAAGCGAAAGCAUCGGCCGUACUCCAUAUGCUGAAGAGUGAUUCAUCCAGCACCCAAAAGGGUGGCGCAUCACAGAGUGGAGGAGUGACCACGGGCCAGAUUGAGGUUACUUUCCCCAAGACAUCGACCACCAAUAGUGUCACGACGGAACAAGCCGACUCAAGUAAAGAAGUGACUUUCCCCGAGUCUCGGCCUUCGUCAAGCACCAGUACUGUGACAUCCAGGAGUACUACCGCUCCCUCUACAUCGGAUUCUCAGAAGCGCCCAACAACGAGUGCCGCAGUGAGUUCACCUAGUAAGAAACCUGCCGCAGUCGGUUCACCCAGUAAGAAAUUUACUGCAGGUGCAAGCAGCUCCAUGGCUACUAAGAAGCCAGCAACCUCCAAAUCUGCAAUGCCCUCCAAGAAGACACCCAGUGGUCCCAAGAAACAAGCUUAUUCUUCACCAGUGAAAUCAAAUUAUCCUGUAUAUAGCCCACCAUCAUCUCACACCAGUACCACCGAAGCUAAAGGACCAGACCCAUCAUUGGUCCAAGGACCUGAUAGAAACAAUCUCCUGCAAGAUUAUAUGCAGAACAUGGGGCCCAAUCCGGAAUACCUCGCUGGACCAAACAAAGAGAAUAUCAUUGGACCUGUGGAGAAGACCGGCAGAGAUCCCACACUUGUAGCAGGACCAGACCAGAACAACUGCAAUGGACCAGAACCUAAUCUUGCCAAGGGGUCUAUGUAUACAAGAACCAGUGGUCCACUGUCUACAGAGCUAUGAGUCUGUUGUGCUAGGAUAUGAUUCUAAAAGAGGGUGAAAACCUCUGAAACCAGUUGAGUUGUUGAAAACAAAUCAAUAAAAGAUUUAGAAAAAUUCAAUAAAUUACUAAUAAAGCUACGAGCAUUAAAAUGUCCAGAACGCUACUUCUAUGAUGGAUAUCCUCCCAUUAGCAAUGCCACUGUGAUCUGUGAUGUUAUAGUUUUGGGGAAGAGAAAAAUUAACUCAGCUAUGAGAAAACCUGUGAUUAGUGGCUA